CAACGUUCGGUGUAACAUUUGUUGUCACCAGAAAGGGUGCAGCACCAACAAAAGUGCCUUCACCAUGUUUUCUGUGCUCCUUUGGGCCUGUCUUGCGACACUGAUCAUCUUCAGUCCUACAACAUGCACCAUCUCCAAGGAGAAGGCGCCUUGUGAUCUGGAGGUGCAAGAUGUUGCUCUGUUACAAGGUCGUUCGCGAUCCUCAAGGUCAAGACGCGACGUUGAUGACAUUGACGUUCAUGAAGUCAUCCAUCUGCACAACCAGGUCCGGGCCGGUGUCUCGCCGUCCGCCAGCAACAUGAAAUUCAUGUCCUGGGACGCGGGCCUUGCGGAGAAGGCUCAGGACUUCGCGGAGCAGUGUAAGGGUGGACACAACCCCGACCUGUCCUUCAUCGGGCCAGGCUACACCACGGUCGGGGAGAACAUCUACAUCACCACGGCAGACAAGCUCAACUGGUUCGACGCUAUAGGCGUGUGGGCAGACGAGGUCGCCGACUACGACAUCUACAACGACACGUGCAAGGAGGGGAAGGCGUGCGGGCAUUACACACAGGUGGUGUGGGCGGACAGCUAUCAGCUCGGCUGUGGCGCCACCAAGUGCGACAGCCUGGAGAGCAUGGGGCUGACUGACGCCAUACUGGUCGUCUGUAACUACGGACCCAGAGGCAACUACGUUGGUCGGAAACCGUACAUAAUGGGAGAACGCUGUGCAGAAUGCAGCCAGGGAGACAACUGCUCCAUGGGCAGCCUCUGUAGUAACCCGUUCCGAGACUCGGCCUCCAGCUGUGUGUCCGUCCACCCGGUGUUACUGACGGUCUGUGCCGUCAUGGGGCUGCUGCUCUGGGCUUAGGACAGGUCAUGCCCGGCGGAAAACACCCGAUACCAUGGCCUAUUAUAUGGGCAAUAUACGUGUAUAUCAUAUAAGGUUCAUAUCAAACCUGUUCGUACGGUAAAAAUCGUACCUUAUCACUAGUAUUAUGAUUUUGAAAUCUAG
Branchiostoma belcheri (Belcher's lancelet) is the source of this 994-nucleotide messenger RNA. Its product is annotated as glioma pathogenesis-related protein 1-like. The coding region runs from base 65 to 850 and encodes 261 amino acids. The transcript has 5 exons. Gene Ontology annotation, cellular component: extracellular region. NCBI's taxonomy places the organism in Eukaryota, Metazoa, Chordata, Leptocardii, Amphioxiformes, Branchiostomatidae. The record is from RefSeq and is a predicted model, not a curated record.